CAAUUCGGAGGAAACAAAAACCUAACGACGCGAAGAAAAAGUCGCGUAUUUCAACCAAACUUCCUCGAACUUUCCUUGAAAAUUCUUCACCCUCCUAUCAAAUUCUUCAAUCCUUCGUCUUCCUCUUCUCUCUCUCUCUGGCCAAUUCUUCACAUACCCGCUUCCGGAUCUGUCGGAUCCACGCUCUCGUUUCUUUGGAUUUGGUUUCGAUCUCCUUGUUGCUUUUUUGGAUUCUCGUUCUGGAUCUCGCUAGCUAGGGUUUUGGUCUGGUGAAGGGUUUUGCGUGAUGGGUGACGGUGGUCACGGGUUUUUGCCGUCCGCUGGGUUUCCGGCGGACGAUUGUCCUAGCGUCUUCGAAUUUGACUACGACGAUGAUCUCGCUAUUGAUUUCGACACGAUCUAUCGUAUUCUUGAUGAGAAGCCCGAUUCUGCGGAGGGUAGUCAAGAAAAUUUAUCCCGAGUUGGUUCGUCUACAGAAUCUGGCGAGCUCGAAACUUCACACUUACUAAAUGGAGGAUCUCAGGAGACUUGUUGGUCUCAUUCUCGGGAUUCGUAUAGCUCCAAAGCAUUGCUUGCUGGGUCAGGGGUGCCCAGUUGUUCAUUCGAUGAUCAUGUGAAAGUGGAAUCGGGACAGGGUUCUUCACCAGCUCAGACUUGUUCCGCAAGUCUUAAAGAUUGGUUUUCAUUGAGCCAGGGGGGGCAGUUUACGGAAACAUCUGGGGUGUCUCAUUCCGAUAUGCAAGGUUGUAGUAUAUCAUCUGGUCCUGUUGAGAGAUAUGAUGCUGGUUUCUCUGGUCACGGUGGCAAUAUGAUCUUUAGUCCUUUGAAUUGUAGUGUUGACACUGGGCCAAAGCGUGAUGACGAGAUACUUGAUCUUAAAUUUACAUCUUGUAGGCCCACGACUCCAUAUCUAAAUGGCGUGUCUGAAGAUGGAUUUGGGAUAGGAACCACACAGAAUUCCUUCAAUAUGUCUGCUCUCUGUCAUAGUUCGAACUCUCUCAGUCAUGGUGCCAGUAACAGCGCCCCUUCUGCAAAAUAUUGCUACAAUACAACUGGUGCAUCCUUGUCUGGAGCUUCUCACAGUUUCUCCCAUAAUUCAGCAUUUCGGUUUUUCCCCUAUAAAGAAGAGGCUACAAAUGACAUGAGGAAUAUAGCAAGUGAGUCUCAGUCUGAUACCCGGAUUGUUUUUGAUCGGCAUGGGAGACUAGAUGGUGGAUCUUAUGAUAGAGAACCAGUUCUCGAUUUAUUUAGCGCAAGAGAACACAGUUUCAAGUUUGAAGGCAAUCCCUUAAUUUCUCCUUCAUGUGCUAAAUCAUAUAAUAGUUUUGACGGGCAUUUAGCAGAAAUGGAACUGAGACAGCCUAUUACUUACAAUGCUUCAAGUGGUAAUCAGAUGAAUAAAGUUGUCCAUAUGACAGAUAAACCUGUUUGUAAUUUGACCGAGUCAGAGAACGUGAUCUACAGUUCAAUCCCGGGGAAGGAUCUUGUGCGUCAUGAAGGAUCUACAGGCGGAGAAGCCAGACAGUUUUGGUCCAGUGUCCCUAAUUGUUCCUUUCAGGAAGAUGCUAAGAAGGAAUAUACAAUUAUGCCAUCCAAGACCGCUUCACAUAGUAAUGAUAUUGGAAACAGAAGCUCUAGUAUAUUUUUUGAUUCAAAUACCUCUCUACAAUAUGAAGCAGAUCUUGACUCGGGAACACAAAGUUCUGAACACUUCUGGAUAGGAGACAAUGAACAUAUCCGACCUAGGAGCAUGGAUGCUGAUCAUUUGAAAGUCAGUCCUGAAUCAUUUCAAAGUGCUUCGUCACAGUAUGAAUAUUUCUCCGAUGAUGACUCUGAUGUAUGUAUAAUAGAAACUAACAGUCUACCUGUUCUGCCUCGCCAAUCCCACGUUAUGCAAAAGCCAGUUUUUUCUUCACAAAAUUCUGUGGUUAGUCAAACACUGAAUCAUUCUAGAGACUUGAAGCUUCAACCAAACAAGGAACAACUGAUUUUUCAAGCUGCAUUGCAGGAUCUUUCUCAGCCCAGAUCUGAAACAAGUCCCCCUGAUGGUCUCUUGGCAGUCCCACUUCUGAGACAUCAGCGGAUUGCUUUGUCGUGGAUGGUUCAGAAGGAGACAAGUAGCUUCCCCUGUUCUGGGGGGAUACUGGCUGAUGAUCAGGGACUUGGAAAGACAAUUUCUACUAUAGCGCUUAUACUGAAGGAACAACGUGCACUUACUGGAGCUUGUGAAGAAGGUUCCAAAAGAGAAAUUUUUGAUUUAGAAGGUGACAGUGGAGAAGGGCCACUUUCGAAACUUAAUGGAGGAAUCGAGGAAUCUAAUCAAUCUCAGAUAUCACACGAUGAUGACAAAGUCGGUUUACAACCUUUAGGUAAAAUGAAGGGACGGCCAGCUGCUGGAACACUUGUUGUCUGUCCCACUAGUGUUUUAAGGCAAUGGGCUGAUGAAUUACGAAAGAAGGUGACUAGUCAAGCUAAUCUCUCCGUCCUGGUCUACUAUGGUCCCAACAGAACAAAGGACCCCUAUGAGCUUGCAAAAUGUGAUGUUGUCCUUACCACAUAUUCUAUUGUAAGCAUGGAAGUGCCAAAGCAGCCUCUUCUUGAAGAAGAAGACGAAGAGGAGAAAGGUAGCUCCUUGGAUGAUUGUGGAAAUUCAUCUACUGAAUUUUGCACAAUCAAGAAGAGAAAAAAUCCUCCAGGUGCCAAAAAGAAGUGCUCAAAGCAGAGGAAAGGUGUGGACUAUGCAUCUCUUGAGAGAUUAUCUGGUGCUCUUGCAAAGGUGUCAUGGUUUAGGGUUGUUCUAGAUGAGGCACAGAGUAUCAAGAAUCGUAAAACCCAAGUUGCGAGAGCAUGUUGGGGUCUUCGGGCUAAACGUAGGUGGUGUUUGUCCGGCACUCCUAUCCAGAAUGCAAUUGAUGAUCUCUACAGCUACUUUAGAUUUCUCAAAUACGACCCUUACUCUAGCUACAAAUUGUUUUGCACGACAAUAAAGAAUCCCAUCAGUAGGAGCCCAGUGAAAGGGUAUCAGAAGCUGCAGGCUGUCCUUAAAACGAUAAUGCUUCGCCGAACCAAAGGUACACUCCUUGAUGGAAAACCCAUAAUAUCGUUACCUCCAAAGUCCAUUGAAUUGAGAAAAGUGGAUUUCACGAAGGAGGAACGUGAUUUCUACUCCAGAUUAGAAUGUGACUCUCGUGAUCAAUUCAGGGAAUAUGCAGAAGCUGGAACUGUGAAGCAAAAUUAUGUAAAUAUUUUGUUGAUGCUGUUGCGUCUUCGCCAAGCUUGUGAUCACCCUCUUCUCGUGAAGGGUUAUGAAUCUAGUUCUACGUGGAAAGCCUCGGCUGAAGUGGCUAAGAAGCUUCCUCGUGAAAAACAAGUUUUUCUUUUGAAUUGCUUAGAAGCUUCACAGGCUAUAUGUGGCAUUUGCAAUGAUGCACCUGAAGAUGCUGUUGUUUCAACCUGUGGUCACGUUUUCUGCAAGCCGUGCAUUUGUGAACACCUUACUGGUGAUGACAAUCAGUGCCCAAGUGCAAACUGCAUAGUCAGACUCACUCUUGCAUCAUUAUUUUCCAAAGGGACACUGAACAAUGCUCUCACCGAGAUGAAUGGGAUGGAUGCUCCACUGGAUUGUUCCACUUCAGGCCCUGUUGGGAUUGAUCAGCCCUGUAAUGAAAAUUUCCCAUAUGGGUCGUCCAAAAUUAAGGCUGCUCUUGCUGUCUUGCAAUCGCUGGCCAAACCAAAGAAUCUGAGCUUAGCAAAUGAUUCGAAUCAGACCUCUCACAAUGGAGAAGUCCAGAAACUUGAAAAGUCAUCUAGUGUUCCUGAUACACCUGUUAAAAAUGAGGGAAAUAGUCUGGAUGGUUCAAUCAAGAUAGCAGGAGAGAAAGCCAUUGUGUUCUCUCAGUGGACAAAGAUGCUGGACCUACUUGAAGCUGGUCUAAGAAGUUCGUGUAUCCAAUAUAGAAGGCUUGACGGGACAAUGUCGGUUGUUGCUAGGGAUAAAGCAGUCACGGAUUUUAACACUCUCCCUGAGGUUUCUGUCAUGAUAAUGUCUCUCAAAGCUGCAAGUCUUGGACUGAACAUGGUGGCAGCUUGUCAUGUUCUAAUGCUGGACCUGUGGUGGAAUCCUACGACUGAAGAUCAGGCAAUUGAUAGAGCACAUCGUAUUGGACAGACACGUCCAGUUACCGUGGUGCGCUUCACAGUAAAAGAUACAGUUGAAGAUCGCAUAUUGGCCCUUCAGCAAAAGAAGAGAAUGAUGGUGGCCUCUGCAUUUGGAGAAGAUGAAAAGGGAAGUAGGCAGUCACAUCUCAGUGUGGAUGACUUGAAGUAUCUGUUUAUGGUGGAUUCAUGAGAGCUGGGUGAGGAUCCAUGGUGCUUUUUGACAUCUCUGGUACAUAUUAUAUAGGUUUCGGGUUUUUUUUUUCUUUUCUUGUGCACAUUAGAAGAAACAUGUACACUGGAGAAGGAGAACACAUACAGCUGACACUGCUACAGGUCUCUGAAAAGGAAGGAUCGAUUGCCACAUAGAAGCUGAUUUGAUUAUUCCACUGGAUAAGAAAUGUGAAAAGUUUAGGUAUUGCAGAGAAGGGUAUAGACAACAGGAGAGGAUGAUAGCUUUUUUAGCUUUGAUGGCUUCUCUACACUUUUACUCACUCUUGGUCACACACUGUAUAGAGAAAGCUUAGGGGGAUUGAAAAUGUUUAGGCAAAUUGCAUUAUAGGACAGAUACAGUAUUGAAAGUUUCCUCAUUUUUUCUAGUUAUAUUUUUUUUUUGUGGAAAAGAAGUUGCAGGAACAAUGUGAUUGAUCAGUCUAAUAUUGAAUUCUCUUUGUUGGUG
Tarenaya hassleriana is the source of this 4834-nucleotide messenger RNA. RefSeq names its product helicase-like transcription factor CHR28. The coding region runs from base 287 to 4348 and encodes 1353 amino acids. Gene Ontology annotation, molecular function: ATP-dependent chromatin remodeler activity; ATP binding; metal ion binding. The record is from RefSeq and is a predicted model, not a curated record. NCBI's taxonomy places the organism in Eukaryota, Viridiplantae, Streptophyta, Magnoliopsida, Brassicales, Cleomaceae. The transcript has 12 exons.